UCCAGGCCUGGGUUCUGGCCGCCCGCGCCGCCCGGCCGCUCCGGGGACGGGCCGGGGCGGGGCGCGGCGGCAGGAAGCGGGGCGGGGACUCGCGGAAGCCUUGGGGAGCGAGGGAGGGCGCGGCCAACUCCCGGAGAGACGACAGGCCGAGAGAGCGGCGCCCCGGCCUGGCGCCGAGCCUGAGCCAGCCGGACGGGAGGCGGCCCAGCCGCGCUCGGCCCCAGCCCCGCCAGCAUGGCCGGCCGGACCGUGCGGGCCGAGACCCGGAGCCGGGCCAAGGAUGACAUCAAGAAGGUGAUGGCGACCAUCGAGAAGGUCCGGAGAUGGGAGAAGCGCUGGGUGACUGUGGGCGACACUUCCCUUCGUAUCUUCAAGUGGGUGCCAGUGGUGGACCCCCAGGAGGAGGAGCGACGGAGGGCAGGUGGCGGGGCAGAGAGAUCCCGAGGCCGGGAGCGGAGGGGCAGGGGUGCCAGUCCCCGAGGGGGUGGCCCUCUCAUCCUGCUUGAUCUCAAUGAUGAGAACAGUAACCAGAGUUUCCAUUCGGAAGGCUCCCUGCAAAAGGGCACCGAUCCCAGCCCUGGGGGCACCCCCCAGCCCAGCCGCCCUGUGUCACCUGCUGGACCACCGGAAGGGGUCCCGGAGGAUGCUCAGCCCCCACAGCUGGGCCAGGAGAGAGAUCCUGGGGGCGUAACCGCAGGCGGCACGGAUGAGCCUCCAAUGCUGACCAAGGAGGAGCCUGUUCCAGCACUGCUGGAGGCUGAGGAUUCAGGAGUGAGGAUGACCAGGAGAGCCCUCCACGAGAAAGGCCUGAAAACAGAGCCCCUCAGGCGGCUCCUUCCCAGGAGGGCCCUCCGGACAAACGCCCGGCCCAGUUCUGCGGUGCCUCAGGACCCCAGAGCUCCCGUGGGAGGAAGCAAGGCCCCGAGGGCACCGAGGACGACCCCCCAGGGGAAGGGGAGGUGAGCCGGCUCCCCAGGCAAGGCGAGGCCCUUAGGCUUCCCUUGGCCGCCCCAAGAUCCAGCCACCCACCCAUGCCCCCGAGGGUGCAGAGAGCGUCCC
Messenger RNA from Balaenoptera ricei (Rice's whale), 1059 nucleotides. RefSeq names its product BAF chromatin remodeling complex subunit BCL7C (gene BCL7C). The coding region runs from base 235 to 963 and encodes 242 amino acids. The transcript is spliced from 6 exons. The record is from RefSeq and is a predicted model, not a curated record. NCBI's taxonomy places the organism in Eukaryota, Metazoa, Chordata, Mammalia, Artiodactyla, Balaenopteridae.